AUAUUUAUGUAUGUGAUCCAUCAUAUGAAGCAGGCUUCCAACUUGUGCGAUGGUGGACACGAAGAAGGGUGGGUGGUAUGUCGUGUUUUCAAGAAGAAAAACUACUACAAAUCCUUUGAGAGUCCCCGGAGAUCAUUACUAUGUCGUGGCUCCAUGGUCGACACUACUACUAGAGAAAAGUUGCAAUCCUCAUCAUCAUCAAACAAAGAUGCCCUUCUCGAACACUUACUUAUGUACAUGGAUAGUAGUAGUAGUAGUAUUCAUCAAUCUUUUAAGCAGGAAAUUACCGAUAAUUUAACCAGCACCACUCAUCAGGAUGCAAUGCAGCAAUUCGUGAACCCCAUGCACCUCCACCUCCCCGGGCUUCAAAGUCCAACUAUUACUACUACCUCGCCGCCUCCUGUAGUGAGCUCGGCCACCUUCAACAACCAAGAGUCGAGUCUAAAAAUAACCUAUAAUUCAAUGAUGGACUUGCUAGGAGAAGCUGAUCAUGAAUACACAAGUAACAUUAAUAUUGACAGUACUAACAAAGUGGACGAUUAUGAUCAUUGUAGUAAUAAUAAUUGGGCUGAUCUUGACAAGUUUGUGGCUUCUCAGCUCGAUGGCCAAAUGGAGGAAAAUAAGCAUUGCUCCUCUUUCUAUGCGGAACAUAACGACAAGUUGUGUUUCGCGGUUGACAUCCAUGAUGACCAAGAGGUUUGGAGCAGCUUAGCUAGAUCGUCUGCGUUAUCAUCCGCACUGAUGGAUCCCCUAUGCCACUCUUCAGUAUAAUGUUUAUAGGUUUUUCAUCAUGGAUCACAUUGUGUACGAUCUAAUAUAUAUUUUCAAAUACAAGGCGCAUAAUGUAAAGCAUAUAUAUACUCUCUAAUACUCGUAUAAAGUUUGAGUUGAUAGUCUUGAUUGAUAGAAUUGAAGUAAGCUAGCUAGGAAAGGAAGAAUAA
Messenger RNA from Erigeron canadensis, 941 nucleotides. Its product is annotated as NAC domain-containing protein 12-like. Lineage: Eukaryota; Viridiplantae; Streptophyta; Magnoliopsida; Asterales; Asteraceae. The transcript has a single exon. The record is from RefSeq and is a predicted model, not a curated record. Bases 7 to 771 code for a protein of 254 amino acids.